This is a messenger RNA of Exophiala oligosperma, 2469 nucleotides long. RefSeq lists its product as uncharacterized. The record is from RefSeq and is a predicted model, not a curated record. The transcript has 2 exons. Lineage: Eukaryota; Fungi; Ascomycota; Eurotiomycetes; Chaetothyriales; Herpotrichiellaceae. Bases 175 to 2469 code for a protein of 764 amino acids.
GGGAAAUGCCUUCUCGUCUGUGGGUUUCAUCACUUACCAUCUGGAACAUUUUUCAUAUCGUGUCUGCGCAGUGAUGCAGACGUCCACUCAUUACUUCAUGACCUGUUUUCAGUCUGCAGUUCACUUUUGAUUCAUUCGCUGUUCGCGUCUCUUCGAAAUUACCUCACCAUCGACAUGCAGUCCUCACCAGCCUCCAACCCGUCUGCAGACUCUUCCAGCAAGUCCUCUCACUCUAGUCGAAUUCCCGGAACACCAAAACCACCUUUCGAUCCUCCUCGAAGACGGUCUUCCCUCUUCUUCUCCAAGGUAUUGCAGCAUGCGAGUUCCCCUAAAACCCCCGGGUCGAAUUCGACAAGAGCCAACAGCAAGCAAGAAAUCAAAAUGCCGGGUCCUAACAUUGGUCGUAAGAGAAUAGCAUCUCCUCGAACGCGUUCGGUAGCCAUGCCAGGCCAUGUUGCCCAAAUGCAGCGGCUCUUCCAGACAGCAAAAGCAUCUUUGCGAUUUGACGUCCGCUUUGCAGCUUCACCUAUUGGCUCGAUUGACUCGAGGCUUCCCACGAGUCCCGAGGCAGGCGAUCUUGCGAUCGAAUCUCCAUCACAAUCGGACAAGGCAUCCACAGAGAUACCAAAAACGGAUUGGAGAUACUCUACAGCACCGAAGUUGCUCGCAGAAUUCGACCUCGACGUGCGAGAGCCGUUCCCAGAAGGCUCCCCACAACUACCAGCAUUGCGCUCGGCAGAUUUACAUCAAUCGAAACCAGUGGUAAUGGAACCAUUAAGUAGUGGCUUCACUUCGCCGGCCGGGAAUACCGUGCAGAAUAAGGAUGCUAUGGCUCUGUGUUCGCCCGAUGCAGAUACUGAUCGAAGUGAUGGUGGUGACCCUUGCACCUCACCCGAGGAGUACUCGUCCGCAGAUGACCUGGAACGACCAAUGACACACCUCAAGGUCAGUAGCGACCACGAAAUGGACAUGGAUGGUGCAGAAGUAUCACCCACUGUUUGUCACUUGAAGAGGAAAUCAGCAGAUGCACAAGUCACUAUGGAAUCUUCGACGGACUCGACCGAAUCAAUCAAGUUGCCUCCUUCAGCGAAGGCUGCUGCAGACUCAGCCAGGCUCAGGCGUGGAAUGCUCAGCAGCCUAUUCCACAAACCUGCGCGUAAAAAGGGAAGUGAUAAUGAUAUGUCCUCACCAACCUCGAGCAGAAGCGCCGUGACACCAUGUCCUGAUAUUUCGCUACAUGAAAGGAGCCCGAUAGUGCUUUGUCCUGAUCCUGCUUUGCAUUUCAAUUCCACGCCAGAAUCCCCCGGUCACCAGUCGAAUCCAAAGAGUUAUGAGCAUCAGAACCCUCAUCGUCAUCAUCAGAACCACUUGGUCUCUCAACCACCUAUGUCGUUCAAUCGUACCACUGCAACAGGGAGCCCCAUGCCCAUGCUGAGGAUGAAACCAGCAACAAUAGCAUCAGCAGGACCAAGACGACCUUAUCAUGAUAACAUCAACCCCAGCUCUGCUCUCCUUCAACCACCGAGACACCCACAUCGUCCGUAUGUACCUCCAAACCGCGACUACAUGUCUGGGGCGGCCGAACAUUUCCAGCCAGGCUGGUAUUAUGCCAGAGAUAGUCCAGAUUUUUCCAGAGAACCCGGCACUGCAAUUUACUCCUUUUCCACAGCAGCUGGAAAAGUUUCUGGACAUGAUGCUGCUCCGGACUCGAUGAUUCGUGAUUCGUACAGAACCGACACUCUGACACCGUUAGCUAGGCCUCCGAGCAGGUUCAGAAAGCACGGAGUCGCAGCGCUCGCAAAUGCCAGAGGCGUAAACAAAUAUUAUGGGCGGUCCUAUGGGCCGAGGCCGGCUCUCCGUCAACAGCGCUCAAACAGGUCGCGUCUACCCGAUGAAAUGAGGUUUCGAAGCAGUCCUCCAAAGUCGACUCAUUCGGCGCCGCUCCAUCCAGCUCAAUUUAGAAAACGAUCACGAGAGCUUGAAAGUUCUAUGAUCGAAGCCACAGAAGGCGUGGCGAUUGAGUCGGCAUCAAUGGAUCCCAGAUUGAAACUUGAAGAUGGCGAGGAGAUCAUUGAACUCGACGAGGAGACAAGAGCCGCAGUUCGAAUGAGUCUGUAUGGUAGGUCCGCACUUGAUUCAGGUAGUAGUGAUGUUGGCAGAGGCCUCAAAGACCUCAGUCCCAACGUGAUGCAAUGGAGGAAGGGUAAUCGACCUCCAGAGAGCCGGAGGAAGCGACGACCAAGCUACUGGGAUGGAGAUCUUGAGGAGGUCGUACGAAGUCCGGCAGCCAGGCAUGUUGUUAGCUCUCCUAUUAAGACGGACGACAUCAGAUCGCAAAAAGGGGAAAUCGAUUGUCUUCAAGACCCUCUCGUCGAGGAAAACGAAACCGGCCUCGGAAACGUCGAAGGAAACCCAAUGCGUGUUCAGAAGAAAACCGAUCAUCAAGGCGACAUUGCCAUGGAAGGCUGA